Molecule: messenger RNA, 678 nt
Organism: Fusarium redolens
Lineage: Eukaryota; Fungi; Ascomycota; Sordariomycetes; Hypocreales; Nectriaceae
Exons: 2
Coding region: 181-546 (121 amino acids)
Molecular function (GO): protein binding
Source: RefSeq, a predicted model, not a curated record
ACUCUGAACCAUCGACCUUCAUUAAUGUUUAUGAGGGACCAGAACUUACGACAUCACUAUGUGACGCAGAAGAGCCAUUCUUGUCUUUCAUCCUAGGUUGGUGGUUUCUCUAUUGUGCAAUGGCUUGGUACUGAUACAUAUUUUGAACUAGACGUGAAUGCACCACCAUCAAGAGAGGGGAUGGGUUGCUAUCUUCGCACUCAAGUGGCGAUUCCUCCCAAUUCGAAGUACUAUUACUUUGAAAUAGAGGUUCUCCAUGUUACCGAUCACACACGCUGUGUCUUUGGCUUCUGCCAGUCUUUCGUUCCUCAGAGAUCGCUCCCUGGGUGGCAUGAGGGGUCUUGGGCCUAUCACGGAGAUGAUGGAGGGUUGUUUGUAGAGGAUGGAUGGCUUACAAGUCGAGAGAGUGACCAGACCUUCGAAGUAGGCGACGUUGUAGGCUGUGGUAUGAAUUUCGAAACUGGUAAGGGAUAUCGCACUAAGAAUGGGGUCCUCCUUGAUUCUGGUAAGUUCAUGCCAUGCAGUAGGACAGAGCAAGCAAUCUGACUCAAAAUUAGGCAAUGCGUUUGAAAGUCACAACUUCUUGACGGGCAAAUUCUAUCCUUGUCUAGGAUUUGGCGCCAAUCGCCUGGGAACUGAGAUGCGAAUUCGAGUUACGCUACGAGCUAUUGAGGAGCA